This is a messenger RNA of Cervus elaphus (red deer), 1059 nucleotides long. Its product is annotated as melanoma-associated antigen B2-like. Gene Ontology annotation, cellular component: nucleus. The record is from RefSeq and is a predicted model, not a curated record. The transcript has 3 exons. Gene Ontology annotation, biological process: negative regulation of transcription by RNA polymerase II. NCBI's taxonomy places the organism in Eukaryota, Metazoa, Chordata, Mammalia, Artiodactyla, Cervidae. Bases 1 to 1059 code for a protein of 352 amino acids.
AUGCCCUGUAUGCAGAAGAGUAAGGUCCGUGGUCACAAGAAACAUCACCAGGCCUGGGCUGAGACCCAGGGUCUUCAUGGUCAAGCCACCACAUCUAGGGGAGAAGAGACCACCUCCUCCUCCCCUCCUGAUUUAGAGAGUGCUCCCUCAAGCUCCUCAGCUGCUGGCACCCUGAAGGAGCCUCAGGGAGCCCAAGGCACCACCAGUGCUGCUGCAGGUGCUAUACCCAAAAGAUUUGGUGUCGGUGCUGCAGCACGCUCAAGAUCUGAUGUCAGUGGUGCAGCAUGCUCAAGAGCUGGUGUCGGUGCCGAGGGCCAAGGUCAGGGAGGUGAAAAUUCCUCCCAGGCCUCAGCUGCUGCUGAGAGCUCUCACACAGAUCCUCUGACCAAGAACGUCGAGGUGUUGGUGCAGAAGAUGCUGUAUAAGUAUAAGGUGAGGGAGCUCAUUAAGAGGUCAGAAAUGCUGAAGACUAUCAAUAAAAGGUAUAGGGGCCAGUUCCCUGAGAUCCUCAAGAGAGCCUCUGAGCACAUAGAGAUGGUGGUUGGCCUGGUCCUGAAGGAAGUCAGGCCCAAUGGUCACUCCUAUAUCCUGGUGAGCAACCUAGAUCUCAGCGACAGUGAGUCUAUGAGAGGUGACCAGGGGCUGCCAAAGAAUGGUCUUCUGAUGCCUCUUCUGGGUGUCAUCUACCUGAAUGGCCACCGCCUCUCCGAGGAGAAGAUCUGGAAGAUCCUGAAUUUUCUGGGCAUCUAUGAUGGAAGAAGGCACUUCAUCUUUGGAGAUACCAGGAAGUUCCUCACAGAAGAUCUGGUGUGGGAAGAGUACGUGGAGUACCGCCAGGUGCCCAGCAGUGAUCCCCCUCUCUAUGAGUUCCCGUUGGGUCCGAGAGCACUCAUGGAAUCCAACAAGAAGAAAGUCCUGGAGUUUCUGGCCAAGGUCAAUGAUACGGUCCCUGCUACCUUCCUGGAGCAUUUUGAGGAGUCUUCCAGAGAGGAAGUAGAGAGCACCAGCGAUGACCUUUUGCUCUGCAUAGUGGCCCGCAUUCCAAGCCCUGCUGCUUGA